CAAGAUAUUGCUACGUACGCACGUACGAAUACGCAUACACGUGUCGGCACUCGUUGCCGCGGCCGUCUCACGGUAUUUUUGCGAGAGAAAAAAAUUUAUUCCUCGACGAGAAAGAGGAGACGAGAGCCUCGCUGCACGAUUUUGUUGCGCGUGCAUGGAAACGAAAGUGAGGAGGGGGACUUGGUCGAGAAGGGGGAUGGAAAAAGAGUAAGAGAAAGAGCAAGAGAGAAACACAGUGAGAGAGAUGGAGAGGGGGGUCGGCACGAUUGACAGUUGGUAGUUAGUGUCGCUUCCUCGAUACGCGGCCACGUUGCGUUCGCUCUCCCGAUUCGAUUCUCCGGAGAAUCCGAAAGAAAUAGAGGGAGGAAAGAGCGGGAAACGGAGGGAAGGGAAAGAAAUUAACGUCCUCGAGAAGGGAACACGAAUUCCUCUACGAGCCCCGCCGGUCUUUUAGCUUAGCUUACCUCGACGCGCGUUCCGCGACCGCGAAUGGGAGGGAUCGUUUGAGAAGCCGAGGAUAAUCGUCGGUCGAGAUCGAGAGCGCCCGAGGAAGAGGAGGAAGGGCAAAGAUCGCCGGAGAUCGCGAGGGAAUCUCGCGUUUAUUUACACGCGAAAUCGCACAAUCACGCGCCGAACGCAGAAAUUCCGUGGAAUAAUUAUCCGAGGAAACCGCUCGACGAGAUUGCCUAAGAGAACACGAAGCUACGCAAGGAAGUCUCUUCAAACUUGUUCGAAAUUGUAAGAAAAAGAUAUAUCAAGAGAGGGAAGAAAGCGGAAGUAGCGGAGAUAAGAAAAAGGCUCCCGCAGACGGAAACGACGAUAAAGAGAAAAGGAGAAAAGGCGCUCCUCCUCUCGUUUCUUCCCCCGCGAAUUUUUAUUAUUCCCUCGCUAAAAUGAUUCACGCGAGCUUGUGAACCGAAAGCCGCCGAUCUCUUCGCAGGAGGAACUGGAACACGUCGAGGACUCGUCGGCAACUCGUCCAGCGUGGUUCGGUGACCUAUCUCGCCCGGAGAGCCGAGGGGAAGGAAGGACCCCCGGCGGGGAUACAGAGGGGUGGAAGGAGAGAGAGAAAGAGAGAGAGAGAGAGAGAGGCGGGAAAAGAAGGGCAGGGUUGGAGAGAGAGAUAAAGAGAGGGGGCAAGAGGCGGGGGGAAGCGAAACGGCGGGGCACUGCGGAAGGCGAGACGGGAGACGGAGGAGAAAAAAGGAGGGAACACGGGUAGAGGAGGCCGCGUGGACAACCGUGCACGCUCGUGUCUCUCUCUCGUUUCGUUUUGCUGCCUUCGUUCGCGCGAGAACGCGGUGGAUGAGCUACGCUCGUUAGUGCCGGUUGAUGGUACGUCUUCGUGGUCGUCAUCGUGCUUGAAAUUCCUACGUAACGGAAAGAGAGAGACCUCGGAACCCGUCUAUUCGCGCUAACGAAUCGCACGUGGUGCUCGUGGCUGUGGCGGCAGGAUAAUAGCGGAUGAGCGGGUGUUGACAGUUGACGCGGUCAGUUAUCAUCGUCUUGGAGAGACGAGGGAGAGCGUUUCACUUCAACGUCCUCGUGGCAUAGCGAGAUCCCGGCGCGAUCAUGUAUAAGCUACUAUCGGACCUGAGCCGUUAUUUGAAACGGCAGGAGAUCAUCACGGAUUCUAUGGUGUUUCGGAUGCACAACCACUUCACCACGGUGCUGUUGUUCACGUGCUCGAUACUGCUCACGGCCACCCAGUACGUCGGUAACCCGAUCUCCUGUAUCACCCAGGGUUUGCCUACGCACGCCAUCAACACUUACUGCUGGAUAACUUCCACCUUCACUAUGCCGGAUGCGUUCAAUCGACAGGUCGGCCUGGAAGUCGCCCAUCCAGGAGUAGCCAAUGACUUUGGAGAUGUCGACGCGAGGAAAUACUACACGUACUACCAGUGGGUUUGUUUCGUGCUGUUUUUCCAGGCGAUUUUAUGUUAUGUACCGCAAUGGCUGUGGGGCUUGUGGGAAGGCGGUUUGAUGAAUGCGCUGGUCAUGGGAAUGAAUCACGGCAUGGACACCGAGGAAAACAUCACCAAGAAAAAAAGCGCUCUCAUGGAUUAUUUGAUACAGCAUAUCAGGAGUCACAACACGUAUGUGUAUCGGUACUUUGUCUGCGAGAUCCUGUGCUUCAUCAACAUAUUCGGUCAGCUUUUCCUGAUGAAUCGAUUCUUCGACGGUGAAUUCUUCAGCUACGGUCUGCGAGUGCUGCAGUUCUCGGAGACGCCCCAGGAGGAACGCGUCGAUCCUAUGGUCUACGUAUUCCCACGUGUCACCAAGUGUAUCUUCCACAAGUAUGGUGCCUCAGGCACGAUACAGCAGCACGAUUCCCUCUGCAUAUUGCCGCUAAACAUCGUCAACGAGAAGACGUACAUCUUCAUCUGGUUUUGGUUCUUCAUCCUGGGUAUCAUGUUGUUCGGCCUGUUGAUAUACAGAGGGGUGAUUAUCUUUGCACCGAUGGUACGACCGAGGCUGCUGCACCUAUCGACGAGAUUGCUGCCGAUCGAGAUCUGCCAGAGUGUCAGCAAGAAGGUCGACCUCGGUGACUGGUGGAUACUCUAUAUCCUCUCGACCAAUAUGGAUUCGCUCCUUUACAAAGAUUUCCUUAUGGAGUUCACGAAGAAAAUGGCUAACACCAAUUCGAAGUCCGCAACCGCGUAAACGCAGAUUAGACGCGUACUUUGACAUAGUUUGCACUUUCGUUGAUGUAUAGUAUGCGCAUAUGUAUAGGACGAGAGAAUUACUUAGUUUAAAAUCGAUAAAUACGGACUGAUCUUCGCAUCUUGCGAUAUGCUCUUUUUCUGAUCAUGCGUUCCAACAAAAAUCUUCGUACCAUUGCAUUAUGAUUUACAUAUAGAUAUGUAUAUUUACGAAAUAUCCUCAGAAUACUCUUUCAGGUUUUAAAAUAAAUUAACGAUUAAAAAAACGAUAUGUAACGAUGCGUACUGAUUGCGUAUUCAUUUUUUUACAAUGUAUUUUGUAACACUAUGUUAUGGAUACGCAAAAGGAAUUGAGAGUUAAAAAAUGAAUUUUCUCUUUAUUUCUAUACGUGUGAUU
Camponotus floridanus (Florida carpenter ant) is the source of this 3060-nucleotide messenger RNA. It is a transcript of the gene ogre, whose product is annotated as innexin inx1. Bases 1573 to 2664 code for a protein of 363 amino acids. Gene Ontology annotation, molecular function: gap junction channel activity. The transcript has 4 exons. Gene Ontology annotation, cellular component: plasma membrane; gap junction. The record is from RefSeq and is a predicted model, not a curated record. NCBI's taxonomy places the organism in Eukaryota, Metazoa, Arthropoda, Insecta, Hymenoptera, Formicidae.